Molecule: messenger RNA, 201 nt
Organism: Racocetra persica
Lineage: Eukaryota; Fungi; Glomeromycota; Glomeromycetes; Diversisporales; Gigasporaceae
Source: the annotation of a GenBank genome assembly
AUGCUCAAAGUUAGCCAAAAAAAUAACGAUGAUUUGUCCAGCUCCGAAUCCAGUAUUGAGAUGGAAUCUACUAACGGCAAAGAAAAUAUUAACGUAAACCAGAGACGUUGCAGAAUUUGUGGUUUGAUUGGUCAUAAUGCACGAACAUGCGAAAAUGCAGAGUAUGCGGAUUGGAAGGCCACAACGCACGAACAUGUUUAG